AUGGAUUGGCAGCCAAACUCUACAGCAUCUUGGCUACUUAGAUCUAUUGUGAAUACUAGAGAUGAUGUGAGCCACUUGAGCUAUUGGCAAGAGGUGAUACAUACUGGAAAAUACAAAACAACAAAAAUGUAUGAAUGUUUGAGAGGCUUUAAGGAUACCAAGAUUUGGAGGCAUAUACUCACGCGGAAUCUGGCACGACCUCGGGCUACCUUCAUAAUUUGGCUGGUGUUCUCAGGCAGGUUGAAUACCAAAGAUAGGUUGCUAAAACUUGGAACUGAAACUGACCGAAGAUGUGUUUUUUGUGGUGAUUAUGAAAGCUUGGAGCACCUCUUCUUCAGCUGCCAAAGUACAGGCCCAAUAUGGAAGAAUAUUCUUGACUGGAUUGGUUAUGAUAGGCAACCGGGAACCUGGUCGGAGGAAAGCAAAUGGCUUCUGCAGGAACUAAGGAAGAAGGGAUGGCGCAGGCACCUCUUAAAAUUGGUCGUGACUGAAACCGUCUACACUACUUGGAUCACAAGGAAUGCAGUGUGUUUUGGUAAUGAGACACGAAUGGAUAUGGAGCAGGAUAUUAAACAUAUGAUAGUUCAUAGAGGAAGCUUACAUAGAAUAGUUAACACCCAUAUUGACAAAGAGAAUAUGCUUAUAGGGUAG
Molecule: messenger RNA, 651 nt
Organism: Vicia villosa (hairy vetch)
Lineage: Eukaryota; Viridiplantae; Streptophyta; Magnoliopsida; Fabales; Fabaceae
Exons: 1
Coding region: 1-651 (216 amino acids)
Source: RefSeq, a predicted model, not a curated record